CUGGCCUGGCACCGCGCGGGGGUGCGGGGCGUGCCCCUGUCAAGAGCCAUGCUCGGCAGGUCCGGGUACCGGGCGCUGCCCCUGGGGGACUUUGAUCGUUUCCAGCAGUCGAGCUUCGGCUUCCUGGGCUCGCAGAAGGGCUGCUUGUCCCCGGAGCGGGGCGGCGUGGGGCCGGGGGCAGACGCGCCCCAGAGCUGGCCCUCCUACCUCUGCCACGGCCUCAUCAGUUUCCUGGGGUUCUUGCUGCUGCUGAUCACUUUCCCCAUUUCCGGCUGGUUCGCCUUGAAGAUUGUGCCCACCUAUGAGCGGGUGAUCGUGUUUCGACUGGGCCGGAUCCGCACCCCUCAGGGGCCCGGCAUGGUUCUGCUCUUGCCCUUCAUUGACUCCUUCCAGCGGGUGGAUUUGAGGACACGUGCUUUCAAUGUCCCUCCCUGCAAGCUGGCCUCUAAGGAUGGGGCUGUGCUGUCCGUGGGGGCUGAUGUCCAGUUCCGCAUCUGGGAUCCGGUACUGUCUGUGAUGACUGUGAAGGACCUGAACAUGGCCACGCGCAUGACGGCCCAGAACGCUAUGACCAAGGCCCUGCUCAAGAGGCCUCUGCGGGAGAUCCAGACAGAGAAGCUCCAGAUCAGCGCCCAGCUCCUGCUGGAAAUCAACGAUGUGACCAGGGCCUGGGGGCUGGAGGUGGACCGGGUAGAACUGGCAGUGGAGGCCGUGCUCCAGCCACCCCAGGACAGCCCAGUGGGGCCCAACUUGGACAGCACUCUCCAGCAGCUGGCCCUCCACUUCCUGGGAGGAGGCCUGUCCUCUGUGGCGGGAGGCUUGUCAGCCCCAGGGCCAGCAGACAGCUUGGAGAUGGUGAGUGAAGUCGAGCAGCCUGCCCCUCCCGUUGGUGCUGGGCUAGGCCCAAAGCAGCCCGUGGCGGAGGGACUGCUGACUGCUCUGCAGCCCUUCCUGUCGGAGGCCCUGGUCAGCCAAGUCGGCGCCUGCUACCAGUUCAAUGUCGUCUUGCCCAGUGGUGCCCAGAACAUCUACUUCCUCGACCUCACUACAGGGCACGGGAGGGUAGGACAUGGAGUGCCUGACGGCAUCCCUGAUGUGGUGGUGGAGAUGACCGAGGCGGACCUGCGGGCCCUUCUGUGCAGGGAGCUGCGGCCCCUGGGGGCCUACAUGAGUGGGCGGCUAAAGGUGAAGGGUGACCUGGCCGUGGCCAUGAAGCUGGAGGCUGUCCUCAGGGCCCUGAAGUAGCGGCUUUGGCUGACUAUCCGUAGCCCAGCUCAGAGUCUGGCGUCAAGCCAGGGAGGCAUCUUAGAGGAGAAGGCGGCACUGGUGCCACCCCUUGGAUUGUUGAGGCUCUCCUCAGCCAGGAGCCAAGGGAUGGAGGCUGGGCCGACACCAGAGCUGGGAGAGACUGUGUCAGGCCGCCUUGUCCUCCUUACCUAGAGUGCUUCUCUGGACAAGCCUUUGCCCAUCCUGGUCCCCGGCUGAAUGCCCAGCCCCGAGCCGGGUACACAGUGUGAUAACAAGAGCCAAGCUGGCCCGCUCUGCUGGCGACCUGACUGGAGGGGCGGGGCCCGCAGACAUAGCCUGGCUGCAUGGAUUCGGGCUGGUGUGAGGGAGCCAAGCAUGUGGCUCAGGUCCCAGCUCCAGGGUGGGGAUCAGAGAGGUUGAGUGGUGGAGAAGGAGGGCAGCCACCAAGAAGAGUCACUUCAGGGCAGGGAUUUGGGGAUCGAGCUGGGCCUGCCUUCCCGGUUGUUCUCUAGGCCCAGGCCAGUGGGCAGUGGGGAUGGAAAAGCGUGGGGCCUUCUCCACGUCUGGCCCUGCUCCUGAAGAUGUCUUGACUCGUCCCCCAGCUCCGUCUUGCAUGCCUGACGGGCUGGAGCCCAGGGCAGCAUGUAGGAGAGCCCUGCUGUUCUGUGCUUUUUACCAGAGGUUGGCAAACCACCAAUAAAUGUGCUGUUUACAAUGUAUUGAAGAGAGGUGGGGGCACGGGGUGGGUUGGGGAGUCCCCGAGGCCAUGCCCCUACUGCCACCUGGGCAAGGACCAGGGCUGGGAGGCUGACACACCCUUAAUAUAUGCGUGUGAAUCACCCACAGUUCCCCUCCUGCCAAGGGUUUCAGAGACCCUGAGGGAGGUAUGGGCUCUUCUGUUCCUCUUUGGGGUAGAUGUUGGCUAGGAAAGAGGAUAUGGGUGUGUCAGGGCUGGUCCUGCAAACACCCUCCCGAGGGGCAGGGUUGGGGGGUGAGUCUGAUCACAUUCAGGAGAGGAGUCAGGGCUGCUGUCAGCUCCCUGGCCUCUCCACCCCCACCCCCCGGGGUCCCUGUUUCUCCACCAGCAGAAGGGAAGGAAACAAAAGGAAGUGGGCCUAGAGGUCAGGCCAGGUCUUUAGCCCUGCGAGCCUGGCCCAGCUUUCUGCUGCUGUGCUCCAGCCCAAACCCCAGGGACCCCAGGGAAGGGGCCUUUUACGUCUUCAGCCCUAAGAAAUGAAUCUCACUUCCCGGAAAGGCUUGUGAAAAAAGAAACUCAGAGAAAUCGGGACCUCCCCUUUGUGAAACAGUCCUGGGCUUGUCCUCUGGCACCAGGCUGUUCCCCUCGGGGCCUCUCUAGUUCCCCUGGCACAGUUUAGUUUUCCCCUUUGUUUCUGCGAGUGCCUGCGUUUUCCCUCCCUUGGGAAAUCCUCUUAGCGUGGACUAGGUGGACUUGGGGUUCAGGUUUCAGCUCCCGGGCUCUCCCCAUGGAGGGCCAGAGGCCAGCCAGCUGCCCCUGCUCUGCCCUCAGCUAGAGACUGCCUUCCCUGCAGUCCUU
Messenger RNA from Enhydra lutris kenyoni (northern sea otter), 2803 nucleotides. Its product is annotated as stomatin like 1. The coding region runs from base 49 to 1245 and encodes 398 amino acids. The record is from RefSeq and is a predicted model, not a curated record. Gene Ontology annotation, cellular component: plasma membrane. NCBI's taxonomy places the organism in Eukaryota, Metazoa, Chordata, Mammalia, Carnivora, Mustelidae. The transcript is spliced from 7 exons.